AUGGUUCCAUAUUUCUCUGCCUGUUCAUGUGUUUCAACUUUCCAACUAACACUUGCCAGAUGUGGAGACAUUGAAGUUAACCCUGGUCCAAGUACCAACCUAACAGAUCAACGUUUUACUAACUCUACAAGCUCUUCCACUCCAGAUAACGUGAGAAAUAAUCCAAAACGUUUCUGGACUUGGAUGAAGACAAAAACCAAGUCAUCUUCUUAUCCCUCUGUAAUGUCGUAUGGGGACAGGGUCGCGGAAACUGCUAAAGAAAAAGCUAUUAUUUUCAAUUCCUUUUUUCAUUCUGUUUUUCAAAAAGAUGUUUUUCCAAUUACUGAACAGCAUCUAGCUCUCCCUGAAGCUUCUCUUGGUGUCCUGGCGUUACCAGUCAUCCAGCCUGAGUCUGUUUAUAAACUUCUAACGUCGCUUAAAAUUCAUAAAGCAAUUGGCUGUGAUGAACUCAGUAACCAUGUUUUAAUGGUGUGUGCCAGGCCUUUAUCAAUAUCUGAUAUCUGUCAUAUCUUUAAUACAUCACUGACUACAGAUGACUUAAACAUUUUCCAAAAAGUGGAAAAAUUAGAUGACGCUGACAAGCUUCAAGGAUACCUAGACAAACUGUGUUCUUGGUCGCACUUAUGGGGUACCGUAUUGUGUUAAACCAUAAGAAGUGCAAUACCAUUACCAUCACUUUAAAUAAAAACAAAAUUAAUUAUAUUUAUUUAGUUGUUGACAAUCCUAUUAAUA
This is a messenger RNA of Anneissia japonica, 732 nucleotides long. RefSeq lists its product as uncharacterized. The record is from RefSeq and is a predicted model, not a curated record. NCBI's taxonomy places the organism in Eukaryota, Metazoa, Echinodermata, Crinoidea, Comatulida, Comatulidae. The transcript is spliced from 3 exons. The coding region runs from base 1 to 645 and encodes 214 amino acids.